AUGGCCCAAAGAGUUACUUAUCGUCGUCGUUUGGCCUACAACACUCGUAGCAAUAAAACCAGAAUUAUCAAGACUCCUGGAAAUAAAGUGCGCUACUUGCACAUUAAAAAAUUAGGAACCAUUCCUCGAUGUGGUGAUACUGGUGUUCCCUUGCAAGGUAUUCCUGCUUUACGUCCCCGUGAGUUUGCUCGUCUUUCCCACAACAAAAAAACCGUCCAGCGUGCUUAUGGUGGUAAUUUAAGUGCCAAUGCUGUGAAAGACCGCAUUGUUCGUGCCUUUUUGAUCGAGGAACAAAAGAUCGUUAAGCAAAAAUUGAAGCAAUUGGGCGAUAAGAAGUAA
Molecule: messenger RNA, 339 nt
Organism: Schizosaccharomyces osmophilus
Lineage: Eukaryota; Fungi; Ascomycota; Schizosaccharomycetes; Schizosaccharomycetales; Schizosaccharomycetaceae
Product: 60S ribosomal protein L34
Exons: 1
Coding region: 1-339 (112 amino acids)
Biological process (GO): translation
Cellular component (GO): ribosome
Molecular function (GO): structural constituent of ribosome
Source: RefSeq, a predicted model, not a curated record